Messenger RNA from Acaulospora colombiana, 222 nucleotides. NCBI's taxonomy places the organism in Eukaryota, Fungi, Glomeromycota, Glomeromycetes, Diversisporales, Acaulosporaceae. The record is from the annotation of a GenBank genome assembly.
AUGUUGACGAGAUGUCAAAGCAGAAUAUACUCAUCAUCAUUGUCAGUAUAUGUUUCUGUAUUUUUGAGAGAAGAGAAACUUAAAGUUGAUGGGACUUUAGAGUUCAUUAAAAGAAUCGUGAAAAAGGAAUCACUAGUCAAUCAGCAAGUUAUCACACAAAAGUCAAUCAAAAAUAAUUUUAGCAGGCAAAUUUGGCCACUAGAUGGAUUAAGGAAUAUUUAA